AUGGCAACUCCUGCAAGAAAGAGACUAAUGUGGGACUUCAAGAGACUGCAGAAAGACCCACCCGUUGGGAUAAGUGGAGCUCCACAAGAUUACAAUAUCAUGCAUUGGAAUGCUCUCAUCUUUGGACCUGACGACAGUCCAUGGGAUGGAGGUACUUUCAAGUUGACUAUUCAGUUCACCGAGGACUAUCCAAACAAACUUCCAGUAGUCCGGUUUGUUUCAAGGAUGUUUCAUCCAAACAUUUACGCUGAUGGAAGCAUUUGCUUGGAUAUCUUACAAAACCAAUGGAGCCCAAUAUACGACGUUGCUGCAAUUCUCACGUCGAUACAGUCUCUGCUUUGUGACCCAAACCCUAAUUCGCCAGCAAACUCGGAGGCUGCAAGGUUGUUCAGUGAGAACAAGCGAGAGUAUAACAGGAAAGUAAUGGAGGUCGUGGAGCAGAGCUAUGUAUAA
Molecule: messenger RNA, 453 nt
Organism: Microthlaspi erraticum
Lineage: Eukaryota; Viridiplantae; Streptophyta; Magnoliopsida; Brassicales; Brassicaceae
Source: the annotation of a GenBank genome assembly